Molecule: messenger RNA, 2727 nt
Organism: Penicillium bovifimosum
Lineage: Eukaryota; Fungi; Ascomycota; Eurotiomycetes; Eurotiales; Aspergillaceae
Product: putative quinate pathway repressor protein QutR
Exons: 2
Coding region: 1-2727 (908 amino acids)
Biological process (GO): chorismate biosynthetic process
Molecular function (GO): 3-dehydroquinate dehydratase activity; 3-phosphoshikimate 1-carboxyvinyltransferase activity; shikimate 3-dehydrogenase (NADP+) activity
Source: RefSeq, a predicted model, not a curated record
AUGUCUAUGGUAGCGCGCCCAUCAAAACGAAAGCUCCACGAGAUCGAGACUCGAGACGACAGGCCUCGGAAGAACAGCUUCACUCCCACGGAUUCUUAUCAUAACCACUCUCAAUUCUUGCCCCGCUCACAACGAUCGAUCGAACACAAAGCAUCUGGAGAUUCUGGAGAUUCAACUCCGCAACGACCGUUGACGGGGGACUCGCACUUCGAUGGUGUAUCACCGGCCCUUUCUGAAAGUGGUAUUACGCAAACAUCAUGUCCUUUCAGUCCGAAGGCGUCCAUCGUGUUGAUAGGAAUCCGUGGUACGGGAAAGUCAAGCCUGGCAGUCAUCCUCGCGGCGACAUCCGGACGGCGCUUGAUCGACGCAGACCACUACUUCCACCAAAGAGUAGGAUGCACCCGUGCUGUGUUCAAGAAAGAGAAUGAUGGUCAUGUGUAUCGCCAGCAGGAAGCCCAGGUCUUUGAGGCAAUGCUGGCAGAAAACCAGGAGGGUUGUGUGAUCGCAUGUGGAGCCGGCUCGAUGGAACGAAAUGGCCAACAAUUUCUCAGGGAGUUCGCCAAGACGCACCCCGUUAUUCACAUUAUUCGGGAUCCAGAAAGCAUCCAGUCGUAUCUCAAAGCGUGGGACACGCAAAAGGUGCAACAUUUCUUGGACUUGUCAGGCCCGAUAUACCGCGGGUGUUCGAACCUCGAGUUUUUCAAUCUUUCAGAGGCUAGGAGUGAACUCGUGUGCAAGGACACCGAUAGCUCCGUUCCAUCACAUAGAGCGGACCUCAGGUCCCCAGUCGCAGUUCCAUUCUUAACGUUGAAGCGAGUUCAGCGUGACUUUUUACGCUUCAUCGCCUUUGUCACCGGCGAUGACGCAGAGCUCAACAGUCAACAUGCGUCCUUUCCGCUGUCCCUGUUGCCCGUGGAAUCUCGAUCAUACACUUCCGCUGUUUCGGUGCCAUUUUCUAGGAUAUGUGAGAAGGGAAUGGAUAUCGAGCAGCUGGAAUUCACAGCCGAUGCUUUUGAAUUAGCAGUUGAUGUAACCGAUUCUUCUGAGCAAUCAGGCCUCAGUUCAAGACUUGCGGACAGUAUCAGUGAGGCUGUGGCGACCGUUCGUCGCAACAUCAUUGUGCCCUUGAUCUAUCAUGUGGAAAGUUAUACCACCUACACUGGAUCCUCCACUCCAAGUCAAACUCCCGUGAGAUGCACGGACGAAACCUAUUUGGACCUCGUCCGGCAUGGGUUGCGGCUUUCCACCGGGUUCCUUACAGUGGACCUCACCCGUGAUGACAAGACAAUCGCCCAAAUCAUUUCUGCAAGUGGACGAACCAGGAUCAUUGGUCAUUUUGAAGCGUUCCGCCCAUUGCCAGGAGGCUGGGACGGCGAUGGAUACGUGGAAAUUUAUGAGCGAGCCAAAAGGUUAGGCUGUGACCUGGUCCGGCUGUGUCAACCAGCGGAAACGCCUGAAGACAACCUCGCAGUGCAAAGAUUUCGCCAUCGUAUUCAAAGCAUGCCUACCGCUAGCCCGUCUUUGAUUGCCUUUAAUACCGGCCACCUUGGGCGUAUGUCUCGCUGCUUUAACCCUAUUCUCUCCCCAGUCACACAUCCAUCUUUGGUAUCGCAACCCUCCAAUCAGCUGCGGUCGUACAUCACGGCCCGUGAGGCGCAGCAAGCACUCUACAGUUCGUUUACUUUGGACCCUAUGGAGUUUUUCGUAUUUGGUGCCAACACCACAUACAGUAUGUCACCAGCGAUGCACAACACUGCCUUCAAAGUUUGUGGCUUACCGCACAAAUACUCAAUUCACCAAUCGCCUACCCUACGCGGGCUGAACGAGCUUGUGGAAAAUCAAUACUUUGGUGGCUCCAGCGUCAGUUUACCCUACAAAACAGAGUGUAUCCCUCUACUCCACUCAAUGUCGGCUCAUGCCCGAGCCAUCGGCGCCGUCAAUACCCUCAUUCCGAUCCGCAACCGUGAUGACUUAGACAAUGCCCGGCUGCAGGAAUCAUCAAUCUUCCUAGAAAAGAGCCGCGCAGGUCCUAUCCUCGGUCUUCAUGGCGAUAACACCGAUUGGAUUGGAAUCUGCAAUUGUAUUCGUCGCGGUCUGUCGCCGGCGAAUGCAGUCCGCGCUUCGUCAACAGGUCUUGUAAUCGGAUCUGGUGGAAUGGCCCGUGCUGCAAUCUACUCCAUGAUCCACCUUGGUGUGCAAAAUAUCUUUGUCUAUAAUCGCACAUUUGCCAACGCGGAGAAACUCGCUCACCACUACAACCGACAAGAUCUCCACUCCAAGGAGGCCAGAGGGUCUGGUCGUCCUACCGUUCGCAUUCUUACUUCUUCAUCCGACCCGUGGCCCACAGACUUCAAACAACCGACGAUAAUUGUAUCUGGAAUUCCAGCCCACAGCAUUGGCACCGAACCAGCUCCCAACUUCUGUGUACCAACCCAAUGGUUGGAGAGCCCAACAGGUGGCGUUGUGGUUGAUCUGGCAUACAAACCCCUCAAUACACCCCUAAUGAAACAAACACGAGCUCUAUCCCAUCGUGGGUGGGUAGCUUUGGAUGGCCUCGACGUUCUACCCGAGCAAGGCUUCGCCCAAUUCGAACUGUUCACUGGCCGCCGCGCUCCCCGACGCGUCAUGCGGAGCAUUGUGCUCAAGGAGUACAAGGAUGAUGAAGGAAAUGAUGAUCAUCAAGCGAUUCAAGACAGGUUACAGCAAAUGGAUGGACAGCCGAUGUGA